GCGAAGGCACGACACUCUAGUGUAACGCCUACUUCCUGAGUGUGUGAGUUGUGUUUGCAUAUUACAUGCGUGUGAGUAACACACACCACGGUGAGGUUGCGGGCGUUGUUUUUGCGGCAUAACGUCGCUCCGUGACUCACAGAGACCACCUCAGCGUCAUCCGCAGACGAUAGGAUACCACAAUUCCUGUCAGCCAGUCCAACACGUGAGCGAGGGGCGGAAGGCGGUGCCAGUUCGCUCAGGCUGUGUGUGACUUGCAGACGACGUUUUUUGUUUCCCGCGCUCCGGGUACCACCGAACCUUUUAUUACGGACAGCUACCCUCGGAUUUUGCUCAACUUCACAACUGACUCAACAAGUGGUGGAUAUCUAACUUGUUUUUGAGGGAAAAUCAAGCGACUGGGCUUGUUUUUAGGUCAGGCCUGACUCCCCAACGCAUCGACACGGUAUACCGACUGACGACAUUCUUGCAACAAAGGCUCUAUUGAUCGUGUGCUCGGGCUUUGCACUCCGCCACGCUGUUGAGUUGCAGAGCGGCGCAUCACCGGGUUCUACCGCGGCGACCUUGCACUCGGCAUUUCCAUUCUAAGGACAAAAGAAUCAGCAAGCCAAGAUGUCGGCAAGGCGCAGGGAGAGAAUACUAGCUCUGGGAACUCUGCUUCUUUGCUUACGGUACUCCGCUUCAGAAACCACCACUGCUGCUACACAAGAUACAACAAGAACGGCAAAUGGCGUCUCCAUGACAACGACCAAUGACGUCACGACACUCAAAACGACAGAGCAGGCCUCGUCAUCAGUUCCAACCACGGAUUCCUUGACGUCAGCAGCGGGGAAUAUGACGUCAGACACGACGAACACGACAAAUCAGAUGACGUCACCAAUGACUCCUGCAGACGUCCCCACAGCCGUCAUGACGACAACGCCGCUCCUGACCACCACCAUCCUGCUGACGACAAACGACACAGCGACGGCAGACGGCACGACACCAACGUCCAAUGCGAGUAUGGCAACCCCUGGGAACGAGACGGAUGCCAUGGUAACCACUGUUUCCAUGGUAACGACACCUAGUCCCAUGAACACGACACAUGAUAUGGUUAAUUCGACAGUCAAUGGCGGGGACAUGGCGUCUACCGUACAGCCUACUACAAAUGAUGCCACUACAUCAACGACAACCACAGAGAAACCGACCACAGCUACAAUGAUGGCCACAACGCCGAUGGUUACGUCAACCCCAGAAGUGAUGACAACACAACAAACGUCGAGUAAUCCCGUCAUGACGUCGACAGCAAUGGCUGACACGUCCACUGAAAUGAUGACGACAACGCUAAGGCAACGUCGAUAG
Branchiostoma belcheri (Belcher's lancelet) is the source of this 1341-nucleotide messenger RNA. Its product is annotated as salivary glue protein Sgs-3-like. The transcript has 4 exons. The record is from RefSeq and is a predicted model, not a curated record. NCBI's taxonomy places the organism in Eukaryota, Metazoa, Chordata, Leptocardii, Amphioxiformes, Branchiostomatidae. The coding region runs from base 613 to 1341 and encodes 242 amino acids.